AACAUUAACAUUACAAAACUGGCUAACUUGACAUAAAAACGUAAUUAUUCAGUAAAUUAGGUAUACACAAUAAGUGCUAAUAAUGACAUGGAGCUGUUUGUUAGAAACGUGAAAGAUCUUUUAGAGAAGCUCCUGCACAGUCAAAGUAAUGAAAGUCUGGUUGAAGUUAUUGACAAGCUGUUUGAAGAGGUUUUGUCUCUUGAGCAGCCCACUAAAAUCCAGGAUUUACAGAUUGAAGAGUAUUCUAUCCAGUUGUGGAACUGGGCUGUGACCAAAAAUGUUGGUUCAUCCAUCAGUGAGCAAGAUAAAGCCAAAGUGCGUCAUGUGGCCUGCAAACUCUUGUACUUAUGUGAACCUGAAAACCCGCCAGAGAAUACAAUUCGCAAGCAAAUUUUGAUGGCUAGUAAAACAGGAAGAACAUGGCUUGAUUGUAAAAAUCCCAAGCUGGCUGAUGAAUUUUUAAAUCAUGCUGUGAAUAGCCUGGAGACUCUUUACAGUCAACUAAUAACCCAUGGUGGUGAUGUUGGUGAUAUGAAUGCACCAAAAGGAGAUGUUGAGAAAGACCUGCUGCGGGUUCUCUCUUAUCAAGCUGAAUCUGCAGUGGCUCAGGACAAUCACAAUAAGGCUAUUUCUUGCAUACAAAGAUGUAAAGAGAUGCUUCUGAGAUUUCCCAAGGAGACUGGCUAUCUGUCCCUAGUUUGCUAUAACUUUGGCGUAGACACAUAUGGUAAAAAGAAGUAUGAGGAAAGUUCAUUUUGGCUUAGUCAGAGCUAUGAUAUAGGAAAGGUUAAUGCAAAAUACUCUCCAGGAAAAGAAAUGCAGGCCAAAGUGUUGAGACUUCUUGCUACAGUUUACUUGGAAUUAGACUGUCAGAAGUAUCGGGAUAAAGCUCUACAUGCUGUCAGCAUGGCUAAUAAGGAAAACUUACAGCCAUCAGGCCUUUAUUUAAAGAUCCGCAUUAUGCUGAAGAGUGGAACACCAGAUGAAGCUGUCAAGUCAGAACUGGCAGAACUACUUUGUUCUGAUGUUCCUCUGGACGCAUGUCUGAGUACAGUCAAACUGCUGAUGGCAGAGAACAGAGAAACACUGGCCUUUGAUUUUCUGAAAACUGUUUGUCAGCAUUUUGAGACGUCGCCAGAGCUGGGCUCUGCAGUUCUGUUGCAUAUUGAACUUCUCUUGCUGAAAGGCAAAGAACUACUGGGCAAGCAGAAAAUUGAGGAUGCAAUCACAGGUCAUUACACAGGAAGGCAAUUAUCUCCACAGAUUCUCACCUCCCUUCAUCUGCUUCUGUGGGAUAAAGCAUCGAAAAACUUUGAGGCCAAAAAGUAUUAUGAGGCUUUGCAGUGGUACAACUAUUCACUAAGUUUUUACAAGGCUGGUGAGCUGGAUCAGAACCUGGGCAAACUGCAAAGAAACCGAGCGUCCUGUUUCCUUCAUUUACAGCAACUAAACAAGGCCAAGGAAGCUAUUUCAGAGGCAGCUAGGUGUGAUCCUAACAGUGUUUUUACACAUUUUUGCGUCUUCAAGCUUGCUGUCCUGGAGAACAACGGAGAGAAUGCUGCUGAGGCUAUAAGAGAGAUUGGUGCUUUAGCUCAGACGCCUGUGAAAGGUGAGGACAGGCUUCUUGUGUCACAGAAUGCAGCAGCAAGCCUUCUAAGUCUAGCUGCACAGAUUGCCCUGGAGAAUGAACAACAGGAGACCGCCAUGAAAGCUUUGGAAAGCCUGUGUGAACACUCACAAGAUGUAGUACAAGUACUCGCUGCUCUCAGGUGUUUAAUUCGACUAGAGCUUUCAACAAUUGAAAACACCCUUAAUGAGAUCAGGGAUGCCAGUCUAGAUGCCCUUUUAACAUAUCUAAAGAUGGGAUUAAAAAACUUGCCCCUGCUUAGUGAAGUUUCUGGCCAAAAUGCUGACCAGUGCUCGAAAGAGGCCAAUUGGUUCAGAAAAAUAGCCUGGAACACAGCCCUGCAGUGUGAGAACAGUCCUGCUAGAAUGAAAGAUUUCUUUAUUCUUUCUUAUGAGCUGUCAAAGUUGUGUGUCCCAGACAGAGUUAUUUUAAUGGGACAGAAGACAUGUUUGGUGAUGGUUGUCGCUGCCUGUAUGGAGAUCUGCAAGAUGUCUUCUAACUCUGAACAGACUGAGAUCCUAAUGCAGGCUUUAGAGUACAUUCAGAUUUGCUGGGAGGUCUGGAGGACUCUUAAAGCUUCAGGUGAAUAUUCAAAAGAUCCCACUGAAGCCUUAUUACUUUUGUAUGAGUUUGAGGCACGUGCCAAGUUAAAUGACCCCAAGCUUGAGUCUGUGCUCGAGUCAGUCCUGGAGCUUGAUAACAUUGACACCAAAAUGCUGGAGACAAUUGCAGCCUUAGCAAUGGAACCCCCAGCCCACUUUCCAGGGCUGUGUAAGAAAGCUUUGAGAAUUGCACUCUGUUUGCACAGACAAGGCCCCCAGUCAGAUCUGUCACACUGCAGCAAUUAUUUGCACAGUCUGAUCCAGCUCUCCUUGCCCAGUGGUGUGUGUGAAGUGGAGCCAAGUGUGUUAGAGGAAGUGUGGGGUUACUAUGAGGAGGCCCUGUCCAUUAUUACAGCUGCACCUGAAGACUUCCCUGAAGUGGAGAUCUUAUGGCUGUUGACUCGAGCGUGGAACACAGGAAUUUUGCUCUACAGUCUAGCUCAAUAUGCUGAGGCUGAGAAGUGGUGCGGAUUAGGGAUGAGCUUUCUGCACCAUUUGGGUUCUAUGCAGGAGAGCUAUCAGACUCAGAUGUCUGGUCUGUACAGCGAGGUGCUGGACCGGUUGGACAAAGCCAAAAAGAAUCUAAAAAUGGAGGAAUGACCACGUCAUUAGUUAGUUUUCCUCUUGUUACUUUUUGCACUGUAUUUCAGGUUCAGAACGUAGAACAGUAUUAGAAUAGCAAAAAUGAUCUUUAAGGCUGUGGGGUCGUUCUGUAUUGCCUGUGUUUUGCAGCUUCUUAAAACAAAGUUACUUGGAUUAAGGGGAAAUGGAAACAUUUAAGAUUCAAAGUCCAUUCGAACCACACAUUUUAUUAUUUUUAAAGAAAUAAAUGUUUGUCCAGUCCAAAAAUAAACAAAUGAAAAAUAAAAAUAAAUACUAGGACCAUGUUCCCUCCUGACUAGGGUAGAGGACUCGUUUUCCAUGGGUGCUCCUGUACAAGCGAAGGGUUUGUGUUCGUAAGCACUACGUGUUUGUGUGCUUUCACAUUAGCAACUCAUCCCCACCCAAGAAGACAAACUGAACCCCAUGUGCCCCACCCAUAAACAAGUUUAUUACAUCACACUUCUCUGGAGCAAGAAUUAAAACCCUCAGCAAUACACACAGAGCCAUUCAGAAUCAAUGGAGGAUUCAGCAACCUUAAUAGAAAUAGAAUAGAUUACAAUGAAUGAAAAUUCUUUGGGCUUUGACUGACAUGGCUGAUUGACACCAGACACAUUUAACAGUCAGCUGUUCUUUUACUUAACACCAUGAGGAGCAGUUCUACGUUAAAUGAAUUCACUUGGCUCCUGCUAUACUUUAAUGGCUCCCUACAGGUUUCUGUCUGAAUCUUAUAACUUUUUACAAUUUCUCAUCUAUACACUCAGACAAGUUCCACAUAAUAGCACAGGUAGACAGCCCCUAGGUUAGGAAUGUUAACCCCCAACUGACUAAAAAAUGUGUUCUGAUAGACAGCUGAAGAUUUUUCAUCUAUAGAGAAAUACCCACAUUACAGCACAUCUGUAUGGAAAUUAAUCUCAGAAUAAGUCAACGUUUACUUACCUGACACUUGUGAUCUUAUAAAACAUUUGUCCCAGUUGUUUCACACAUGCAUGAAGCACAAGUGAGGGGAUAUUUACAUUUUACAGCUAACACCCUUUGAAACAGUCUGUAAGCAGUUUAUAAAUGGCUCUGUUCCCUUCAAUUAUUCCCUGAACUCUGGUUUUGACACAAAUAGAAGAGCUGGUUUAGUAAAGAUGUUUAGCAGGUGGGCACACCUACUCAGAUAGUGCCUGCUGAUGCAGGAGCUGGGGUGUAGAGGGCUCAGCAAUGUCAUCACUUCCCGUGUCCAAAAUUGCUGGGCUGCUUCUUAUGCCUCUAACAAAACCUUCAUCCACUUAAAAGCAGAAAGAGGUGAAAAGUCAUCUCAGUAGUUUUGGGGGACUGUAGUGUUCCUUUAUCAUUGAGUCAGCAUAGUCCCUUUAUAUACAGAGUGGUAAAGCUUAGCACUGUUGAAUCAGGGCGUACACAAGAGGGUCACCACAGGUGCAGCAAUCACAAAGCAUGGCAAAUAAAAUGAAUUAAAAUGCAUCUUAUAUGCUAGCUUUGUUAGGUCAAGAAAUAAAUUUUAGUUUUGCCAUUUUGUCAACAUUAAUAUCCCUCUUGACAGUUUCUUUCAAAGGAUGGCUGGUUAACCGAGCUUACCUCGGCUCAAGGAUCAAUACAGUCGAGUCAUGUCAGCCGAGAAAUAAUGAAAAAUAAAUAAAAGGUAAAAUAAUUACAAACAACAAAUUUAACUCUAACAUCUGUCAGGUCAGGAAACUAAGGCCAACUUAGGCUGUACUAAAUCUUUAAUAGAAGGACAUCCAGUACAAUUAUCUUGUUUUUACCCGUUUUAAGGCCUUCUGUCGGGCAUCUUAGAGGACAGUACCAUGUUACCGUUCAGUCUAUACGGCAGAGAAAGUGCAAGUGGGCUGUCUGUUGCUUAAUAUCUUAAGGGAAGCCUUGGUCGCCAAAAUCCAGUCACUUAAGACAAAAGAUGAGUUUGGGAUAGGAAGGGGGGAGAGUUGUAGGUAAGACACUCAAAUCUAUUGCACUCACUUAGGCCUCCAACUACGUAAUAGAAAACUCCAUUAGCACUGAUCAAUUAAAUAUUUGUACAAUUUGUAUCGUCACCCCAAAAUUGAUUCUGCAGAUUUUUAUUAAUUAUAAGGCAGUUUGGUGUUCUGCAGAAAGCCCAGUUACACCCCUCUACCCUAUUUUUGAAUAAAGAGCAGCUAAAAAAAAACCACAAGAAAAGAGAAAACACAAAAACCAAAAGACAAAUAGAUGAACUAACAGCCCUCCAUAUAUAUAUAGACAAUUCUAGUGAAGUGUAAAAUAUGUACCAUAGUAUAUGUAAUAAAAUCACUCCAUAUGAUUUUUAUUUACCAUGUAAUUUCAGUUAUAUAAAUGUAUAGAUUUAUAA
This is a messenger RNA of Trichomycterus rosablanca, 5173 nucleotides long. RefSeq names its product testis expressed 11 (gene tex11). Gene Ontology annotation, molecular function: protein binding. The transcript is spliced from 29 exons. The coding region runs from base 88 to 2829 and encodes 913 amino acids. Gene Ontology annotation, biological process: meiotic cell cycle. The record is from RefSeq and is a predicted model, not a curated record. NCBI's taxonomy places the organism in Eukaryota, Metazoa, Chordata, Actinopteri, Siluriformes, Trichomycteridae.